AUGAGUGUCCACACACACUGGGCAGACCACGCCCCUGUCCCAGCGGCCAUCCACUUCACCAUCGGACUUUUUAUAACGGUCAUCGGUCUGGCGGCGGUGUGCGGGAAUAUUCUUGUCAUACUCACGUGCGUCAGGUUCAAGGACCUCAGGACACGCUCCAACAUCCUGAUCAUCAACCUGGCCAUAGGUGACCUCUUCAUGUGCUCCGUCGACUUCCCACUGCUCGCUCUGGCCAGCUUCUACCAGACUUGGCCAUUCGGCUCCAAAGUCUGCCAGAUGUACGCCUUCCUCACGGCUGUAGCUGGUAUGGUCACCAUCAACACGCUGGCCGUCAUCGCAGCCGACCGCUACUGGGCGGUGGUGCGGCGCCCCAACCCCGGCCACCACCUUCCCCGGUGCGCCACGGCCCUGGCUGUGGCCUCGGUCUGGUGCUACUCCAUCUCCUGGGCGCUGUGCCCCAUUCUGGGAUGGGGCGCCUACAUCCUGGACGGUAUAGGAACCACGUGCACGUUUGACUACCUGACCCGAAGCUGGCACAACAGGAGCUUCGUCAUGGCCAUGGUGGCGGGAAACUUUCUACUUCCGUUUGCCGUCAUGGCCUUCUGCUACACCCGCAUCUGGUUGGCCGUCAGGGAGGUCAAGAGUGGCCUUGAGAGGGAGUCCUCCCACGUGACCAUGGGCAGACGGCGAUUCUCCAGGGACAGCUUCAGUUCUGCCGGAAGUGUGAAGAGAACACCGGAUGCCGGAAAACGCCAGAGUUCCGGCAGCGAGACUUUCAGCCAGGACGAGGGUGUGGACUCGCAGCGUGACGUCAACUUCAACGACCACACGAGGGCGCGGAUAUUCUUCAGCAGACCCAAACUUCGGGGUCAGAGUUCAGUGUUGGCCCACGACUCUCCCCCACACAAGCAGGCCGCCGUCUGCUACAGCCAGAUCAGCUUCGGCUCAGACGACUGCGUGGCCUACAGCAGCCACGACUACUCCAUCCACUCCAAGCUGCUCCUCUCGUCUGCUGCCGGUCACACGCUCUGUGUCCCGUCACGGUCCAGUGGCUGCAGGUCAGUCGUCACGCGCAACCUCUCGCGUCACGAGGCGAAAAUAUCGUCUGCCUACUCGAUGGAGCAGAUGGCGCAAAUAUAUGAGAACCAGUUUGGAAACGGCGAAAUUUUUUACUGCAACGUCAGCAAGCAGGUCGGGGGUUCGAAACCCAACCAGCCCCGAUCUAAAACUCUUGAAAGGUCGAUAUUUGGGAGGAUACGGCUGCGCUACCACGCGGCCCUGGGCUCCAAACUUAUCCUCAAACAGCACCGUUAUCGUCUGCACUGUGAACACAAGACCAUCAAGGUCAUUAUGUUCCUGCUGAUGGCCUUCACCUUGUCCUGGUGCCCCUACACUGUCAUCAGCAUCAUCGGUCUGUUCGGCGACCAGAGCCACAUCUCCUACCUGUCCUCUGUGGUGCCCAGCCUCCUGGCCAAGACCUCUAUGGUCUUCAACCCCCUCCUCUACUCCAUCAGCCACCCCAAGGUCAGGAAACGGAUCCUCAAGGCCUUCUGUGGGGCGUCCAAGCUCCAGAGGCCAAAGGUCAGUCGGUGCCAGAACCUCCGCUCAUCCUCCACCCUCUCGGCCAACAGCCGCUCGUGA
Physella acuta is the source of this 1641-nucleotide messenger RNA. Its product is annotated as rhodopsin-like. Gene Ontology annotation, molecular function: G protein-coupled receptor activity. Gene Ontology annotation, biological process: G protein-coupled receptor signaling pathway. Gene Ontology annotation, cellular component: membrane. Lineage: Eukaryota; Metazoa; Mollusca; Gastropoda; Physidae. The record is from RefSeq and is a predicted model, not a curated record.